Messenger RNA from Schizophyllum commune H4-8, 540 nucleotides. RefSeq lists its product as uncharacterized. The record is from RefSeq and is a predicted model, not a curated record. Bases 240 to 407 code for a protein of 55 amino acids. Lineage: Eukaryota; Fungi; Basidiomycota; Agaricomycetes; Agaricales; Schizophyllaceae. The transcript has a single exon.
GAGUGGUUGCCCGUGGGGAAACCAAAUAUCUGUCCUUGGCAUCAACCAUACCCCGCAACGCGCCGCGUCCUUUCAACGCGGUUGUAUGCCUGCCAGAUCCGUGCACUCCUCGCAUUCAUCGGUGUCUGGUGGCCAUGGGCAACUGUAGGCCAUGCCAAGGCGCUGUUGAGCUCUUCUUCCCAUCGCCAUGAUGAUUUCUUUCCGCUCAGAAAAUCCUACUGCGAAGGACUCAUCUUGGGAUGUGCGACGCCAAGCCAGAAGGGAUGGGCUUCGAGUAUAGCGUACCCACCCCGCACGUAGAGUCCACUUAUGGAAGGACUUAUUGCAGAGAGACGGCUGGCAGCCUCUCAGGCCGUGCUUAUAUAGCGGACGACGCCACCCACAUUGAAAGGCAUCUGGGAAGCUAACCUGCAAAAUAGCGGUUUCUUAAUUGGCUUAGCGCGGUUUUUAACCCGUGUUCUAAAUAUAGGCCACAAUACCUGCUCCGAAAACGAUCAAGUGACUUGCCACUGGCCAGGAACGCUGACCCCCGCUCCAGCU